AUGGCCCAGGAUGAGAAAAAAACUUCAGAUAAAGUGAAGGAGGCGCCCGUGGUAGAGGGGCAUGAACUCAGGAAAACUGAGGAAUCCAGGAAAAUAGAAACGUACCUGGUAACGGUUCCAAUUGCAGUAAAGAAGUUUGGAGAUAUUCCAGAUAAAAAAAUAUCAGAUCCAAAUUACAAUGAUUCCUCGGAGGGGCCAUUUGGUUUGGGCCCUUUUGUUUUCCCUUGUUUACAGCGUUUCAACAACGUUCACUCCUUCCUGAUUCUGUACUUUUUAACGGUCAAUACUCAUGGUAUGAUAUUUGCUCUUGUUGAUAAGAGCUUAAAUGUAUAUAAGUCUCAACUUUCUUUGUCAAUAUUAGACAAAUUCUUACUGGAUGGUAUUGAUUAUUUUGCUGGUUGCAUGGUAGCAAUGUUUAUAGGAUACUUUGGAGGUAGAGGGAAUAGGGCAAAAUGGGUGGCAGCUGCCAGCAUUUUAAUAGGACUUUCAGCAAUUGCUUUUGCUAUUCCUUUUUAUAAUUAUGAAAUUAUAAAACUGCAUGAAAUAAAAGAAGAGUUGUGCGAAGAAGGAAAAACAGCUAAAGUUUGUGAGGAAACCUUUAUACCGCACAAAUCAAUAUGUAUCUUUUUCUUCAUCUGCGGGCAAAUACUACAUGGAAUAGCAGGGAUGUCAAUUUAUAUACUUGGCGUAACCUUCAUUUUUGACCAUGUUCCAACAAAGUCAUCUGGAUUUUAUUUAGCUAUUGCAGAUGUUGGACUACCAAUUGGAUACAUUGUGGGUUUUGUAGCAGGAAAACAAGCUUUUACUUUGCCUGUACAAGAAGCUAUGCAAGCAGUUGGACAUAUUCAGAGGUUUCGAAUAUUGCAGCGUCGUUGGUGGAAAUCUUUUUUUACUGUUGCUGUGUUAGCAUUUAGUACAACUUUACCGCUGUUCUGUUUUCCAUCUAGUUUACCUGGUGCACAAAAGUUAAGACUUGAAAAAAGAAAUGAACCUCCCACCAUUGACAGGAGACUUAAAAAUAAGGAAAUUAAGCCUAAUUUGAAGGGUAUUCUUCAUGCUAUUUGGUGUCUACUGAGGAACCCACUUCUGAUGACCCAGAUAUUCUGCAAAGUCACAGAGUCUUUGACUUUUAAGACAACUUUACUUUUUUUGCCCGAAUAUUUACAAACUCGGUUUUUAAUGGUACCUUCACGUUCCGUUAGCAUCACAGGUUCUCUAUUAUUUAUAGGAAGUAUCACUGGCCGUUUUAUUGGAGGCUUUAUUAUUGACAGAUUGGAAAUGAAUAAUAAGAACAAAUUGAAAUUUAUAGCGAUAUCUGCUGUUAUAUCAAUUGUGCUUUUCCUAUUAACAUUUUUUGUGGAGUGUGAAACAGUAAAAUUUGAAGGAAUCAAUGAUGAUUAUCAUAGCCUUGGUGUGCUUGGAAACCUCACAGCUCCGUGCAAUGUGGACUGUGGCUGCACAACUUCUGACUAUAACGCUGUAUGUGGAAGAGAUGAGACACAGUAUUUCUCUCCCUGCUUUGCAGGGUGCGAAGCUACUAAAACCCUACAGAAGGAAAAGACAUACUACAAUUGUUCUUGCAUUAAAGAAGGAUUGACAUCUACUGAUGAUGAAGGUCACUAUAUUGAUGCUGUUUCUGGAACAUGUGAUACCAAAUGUCUUACAAUGCCUUUGUUUUUUGCCUUUUACGUUUCUGCAACCGUUUUUUGUAAUUUAAGUGUUGUACCUGCCAUCUUGAUUAUCUUACAAAGCGUACCUGCGAGUUGGAAUUCAAUGGGCAUGGGUUUGACCUUUACAAUGUCGAGAUUAAUUGUAUCUCUCCCUGGACCACUACUUAUUGAAGCAGCAUCAGAUUUCACUUGUCAUUUCUGGGACAUUAAUGAAUGUGGAAAGAAAGUACAUUGUUGGAUCUUUGAUAAGGAAAAUUUGGUCUACACAUUUCAGAUAAUAUUUAUUAGCCUGCAAGGAUCGACAGGCUUUCUUUGUCUUUAUGGUCUUUACAGAUAUGAUUAUGUGGUAAAAGAAAAGAUUGAAAAACUGCCUACACCUUUUUAUGGAGGUGACAGUGUGUGUUCUUGGCAUAGGUCAUACCUGAACAGUUCUCAGGAGUCUGUUUUCUCAUACCAGCUUGUGGGCUCUUGGCAUAGUGCUAAGAUUUUCAUCUCUAUGGACAAGCACCAUUACCCACUAAGCCAUUUGCUAGCCCUGGAAUAG
Molecule: messenger RNA, 2214 nt
Organism: Grammomys surdaster
Lineage: Eukaryota; Metazoa; Chordata; Mammalia; Rodentia; Muridae
Product: solute carrier organic anion transporter family member 6A1-like
Exons: 14
Coding region: 1-2214 (737 amino acids)
Biological process (GO): transmembrane transport; sodium-independent organic anion transport
Cellular component (GO): membrane
Molecular function (GO): protein binding
Source: RefSeq, a predicted model, not a curated record